CGCGGGGUUUAGAAGGAUUACCGGGCUGGCUGGGCAACGAAACGCACCGUUGCCGCCGUCGGUCAGUUUCCAGCAGCGGCAGCGGUGGCAGCCAGUUGGAGCCGUGAUGGCAUGUGUUGCACCGACGGUGUCAACGGUCAACUUUACGUUUGAGGACAACAAAACGGGAGAUCCGGUUUGAGUCCCGGGAUUAUGUCCAGAGUUUGCGCUGCUGUGGAGGAAAGUUUAUCAGAAGUAGGGAUACACUUACACCGGCGGGGGUAACAUGGCGGAGCGCAGCAGUAGCGAUGUCAACAUCCUCAGCAUCCCGGUGCCCAUUCGUCGUGGCGGCUCCGAGUCCAACCUGGACGUGGUGGACAGUGUUGGAGAUGACGGAGUGGGCCUGGAUUUCACCAAAGGAGCGCUUGGUAUCGACAGCCUGCAGCAGAAGAUCCUCAAGGUGACGGAGCAGAUUAAGGUGGAGCAGACGGCUCGGGACCAGAAUGUCGCAGAGUACCUGAAGCUGGUGAACAACGCUGACAAGCAGCAGGUAGGACGAAUACGUCAGGUCUUUGAAAAGAAGAACCAGAAGUCGGCGCACACCAUCGCCCGGCUGCAGAGGAAGCUGGAGCAGUACCACCGUCGCGUGAAGGACAGCGAGACCAACGGGAAACACAGCCACAAAGAUGGCAGCAACAAGGAGUCUGGGACUCACAGCAAGGAGGGCAGCCUGCGGGACGUCAGUGCCACUGGACGUCAUCCGGCACUGGAUAAAGUGAAGACAAUCGGGCCCGGGGUGUCGCUCUCACCACCGUUCUUCUUCAACAAGUCGCGGGAGUUCGCCAACCUCAUCAGGAACAAGUUUGGCAGCGCUGACAACAUCGCACACCUCAAGAGCUCCAUGGAGGCGGGGUCGGGGCUGCAGGUGGAUGGCGGGGCGAGAGGUCUGAGCGGCAGUGCCAACACAGUAGCCAAGGCGACCAAGUACCAGAGCGAUGACGAGUGCUCCACGGGGACGUCUGCAUCCGCUGACUCAAACGGGAAUCUGGCCGGGGGCUCGGGGGCGGGGUCUGGAGGUCCGGGGAGGUCAGACUCCAACGGGCGGCUGGGGGAGGUGCUGGACAUGGUGCGGGAUAUCAGGGAGGCUCAGGCACAGCUGGCAGAGGACAUGGAGACUCUGAAUUCACAGUUCAAACGAGAUUACAGCUACUUCACACAGAUGAUGCAGGAGGAGAGAUACAGGUAUGAGCGGUUGGAGGACCAGUUAAAUGACCUGACAGAGCUCCACCAGCACGAGACCAGUAAUCUGAAGCAGGAACUGGCCAGUAUUGAGGAGAAGGUGGCCUACCAGGCCUACGAGAGGGCCAGGGACAUACAGGAGGUCCUGGAGUCGUGCCAGACUCGCGUGUCUAAGCUCGAGCUCCAGCAGCAGCAGCAACAGACAGUUCAGGUGGAAAACACUGACGCCAAGGUGCUGCUGGGGAAGUGCAUCAACAUCAUGCUGGCUAUCGUCACCGUGAUCUUGGUGUGCGUUUCCACGGCGGCCAAGUUCACCGCCCCGCUGCUGCGUAGCCGCCUUCACCUGGCGCUCACCUGCGUGGGCGUGUCUGUGUUAGCGCUGCUGUGGAAGAACUGGGAACAUUUACAGUGCGCUUUGGAACGACUGGUCCUCCCGCACUGAUCUAGGACUACAAAUAAGACCAGAAAACUUUAGCCAACCCUGGGUCCAGGUCUCCAUGAGGUGUGUCGUCAUGGCAACACAAGAACUGGGGAGGAGUUUACAUGUAGCCUUACACUAGCCCUAGUUCCCCAGCGAUUUUUAGCCUCCACAGUGACUUGAUUUAUGGCUUUGCAUGUCUAAAUGGAGUCCACACAAAUCCACAAAGCCUUUUCCCAGAAUGCACCUGCACAGCACAACAAACAACACACAGAUGUAAACUGAUAUGUUAUUCCAAGUGAACAGAACUGUGACAAAGCUCUAAUAACGUGCUGUCUACAAGGCUGAAACGUAUAAACGUGGCACAACGCUGACAUAACAGUGUAUCAUUACAGUCCAAAGUACCGGACCAAUAAGACAGAAAUCAGCUGAAAUUGAUCAGAUGCCAGCCAUAUUAUUGGCUUUUGGAUUCGCCCCUAUCUGGUCAUCAGAAGAUUCUGAUCACACCAACAACAGACACUAAAAUCUAAAUAUAGAGGAGUGGGCUUUUAUUGAGGGUAUGGAUGAGGAUGAUGAUAUUUCCUGUCCUUAAAGGGAAGUGUAUCUGUUAUAGCAGCACCUCACACCUCUAAACAAACACUCACUGGCAGUAUGUGGCCCGUCGAUCACUCCUGAACCUGCACAGAACGCCUCCUUGUACACCAGCCAGCUGCGACAACACAAGACACAUCCAGCUGAAGGUUGAUUUGUACUGUGUGUCUGUACUUAAAUGUUUAUGUAUUUAUGUGAUGUUUUUCUUGUCAGUGUCUCAUUCAAAAGGACAUUUUUAAAGCUGUUGUUUUAAACUGUGUGGGUUUGUGUCUGUCUGAGUGUACGUUCAUGUACAAGAAAAAAAGCUUAUAAGCAUAUUUCCCAAAAUGUCAGAACUAUUCCUUUUAAAGGAACACUUAUAAACUGCCUCCUGUCUUCUUAAUUUAAUGCUUUGGGGGUUUUUGUCAUGUAAAAUCUGUUUUAUGUUUUUCGGGUAACAGUUGCUUCUCAAAGUUAUUUGAGAAAUAAACUUGGUCCGUGAGUUGACGUGCUUUACUCAGUUCCAAAGGCUGCAGCUUUAGCGUCGACCAGCUAGCAUGUAAACUGUGAGGAAAACCUAGACAACUAGAGAAAAGCUCUAAAUGCGAGCAUGUUUGACUUAAAGAUCCUGAUUUUAUUGAACUGCCUUUUUAAGAGGUGAACAGAACAAAUUAACUUUUUUGUGAAGUCUUUGGUGUUAUGCUACGUUCAUGUCUGGUGGGAAUAACUAAGCUAUGUUCUGACCAAAGUUUUGACUUGAAAGGAUUCCCACCUGUUGAAACUUGUUUUAAGCCACGGAGAAACCGUGGGUGAUUACUGCUACUACAUUUGAAUUGCUCAUAAUAAUUCCUUUCAGCCUUUUUCACACUUGACGCUCUAGCGCAGCUGGGAAGUGACUCAAAUGAUUUCUGAAACUAGCACAGAAAGUCCUGCAUUUUUUUUUUUUAACUUGUAAUAAGUAUGUCUGUUCUUGCACUAAAAUACUGAAAUGUCAGUAACCUAGAAAAAUCAUCUCCAUUUCCCUUCUUCCCAAGCAGCAUUUACCACAAACUAAAAACCAUAAGUGGUAAUAUCAAUACCAUAGCAACCGUUUUUCCCAUGUGACAUGAAUGCAGCAUUACAGAUUGGACAGAGGAAACUGAACAAUGUAGCUCCAUGCUCCCUCACCCUUUAUCACUGUGAUGAUGAGGGGGAUGAAGUGGGACUGAUGCCUUUUCAAUGCAGCUUAUUUCUUCUACUGUGCAACUUCUGUUUGCGUCCCUUCAAAAGCCAAAUAUGGAGAUUUUUAAGGCACCUCAGCCUUUCUAAAUAACACUGAAAUUACAUUUGUUUUCUUACCAUUAGUCUUUGAUGUAUUUUCCAAAUUGUCUCAAACACUAUUUCUGUCUCCUCUUCAUGAGAGACAUGCACCUCCUCUCAAAAGCUGUAUUUGUAAGUCCAUAAUGAAUUUUAAAAUUUCUGUCUCUUCUAUGUGCAUUAGUUUCUGGUUAUGGGUUUUCCAUAAUAUUUUUUUUCAAAUGAGAGAAUAAAUCUUUGUUUUUGUAA
Molecule: messenger RNA, 3751 nt
Organism: Siniperca chuatsi (mandarin fish)
Lineage: Eukaryota; Metazoa; Chordata; Actinopteri; Centrarchiformes; Sinipercidae
Product: transmembrane and coiled-coil domain protein 3-like
Exons: 5
Coding region: 266-1660 (464 amino acids)
Cellular component (GO): endomembrane system
Source: RefSeq, a predicted model, not a curated record